Messenger RNA from Chinchilla lanigera (long-tailed chinchilla), 6588 nucleotides. It is a transcript of the gene Sel1l, whose product is annotated as sel-1 suppressor of lin-12-like (C. elegans). Gene Ontology annotation, cellular component: endoplasmic reticulum membrane. Gene Ontology annotation, molecular function: protein binding. The coding region runs from base 120 to 2495 and encodes 791 amino acids. Gene Ontology annotation, biological process: ERAD pathway. Lineage: Eukaryota; Metazoa; Chordata; Mammalia; Rodentia; Chinchillidae. The record is from RefSeq and is a predicted model, not a curated record. The transcript has 21 exons.
GAGGGAGGAAACUGGAGCCGGAAGAGCGGCGGUCCGGCGGCGGCGGCGGCUGAGUUGGUGGUGGCGGAGUCAAAGGCGACCGACAGCUACGGCGGGUGGCAGCGGGCGGCGAGAACAGGAUGCAGGUCCGGGUCGGGCUGACGCUGCUGCUGUGUGCGGUGCUGCUGGGCUCGGCGUCCUCGGAUGAAGAAGGCAACCAGGAUGAAUCUUUAGAUUCCAAGACUUCUUUGCCACCAGACGAAUCAGUAAAGGACCAGACCAUCACAGGUAGAGUAGUUGCUGGUCAGAUAUUUGUUGAUGCAGAAGAAUCAGAAUUGGAAUCUCCCGUUCAAGAAGAGGAGGACAGCCUGAAGAACCAGGAAGGGGAAGGUGCCACAGAAGAAAUCAGUUUUCUGGACUCUCCAAAUCCAGAAAAAGACUAUGACGAACCAAGGAAAAUACGGAAACCAGCCUUUACCGCCAUUGAAGGCACAGCACAUGGGGAACCCUGCCACUUCCCUUUCCUUUUUUUGGACAAGGAAUAUGAUGAAUGUACGUCCGAUGGGAGGGAAGAUGGCAGACUGUGGUGUGCUACAACCUACGACUACAAAACUGAUGAGAAGUGGGGCUUCUGUGAAACUGAAGAAGAGGCUGCUAAGAGACGGCAGAUGCAGGAAGCAGAAAUGCUGUAUCAGACUGGAAUGAAAAUCCUCAAUGGAAGCAACAAGAAAAGCAAAAAAAGAGAAGCAUAUCGGUAUCUUCAAAAGGCAGCAAGCCUGAAUCAUACCAAGGCUCUGGAGAGAGUGUCCUAUGCCCUUCUGUUUGGGGAUUACCUGCCACAGAAUAUCCAGGCCGCUAAAGAGAUGUUUGAGAAGCUCACUGAGGAUGGCUCUCCCAAAGGGCAGGCUGCUCUUGGCUUUCUCUAUGCCUCUGGACUUGGUGUUAAUUCAAGUCAGGCAAAGGCUCUUGUGUAUUAUACUUUUGGAGCUCUUGGAGGUAAUCUAAUAGCCCACAUGGUUUUGGGAUACCGGUAUUGGGCUGGCAUUGGCGUCCUCCAGAGCUGUGAAUCUGCACUGACGCAUUAUCGUCUUGUUGCCAAUCAUGUUGCUAGUGAUAUCUCGCUAACAGGCGGCUCAGUGGUGCAGAGGAUCCGACUGCCUGAUGAAGUAGAAAACCCAGGAAUGAACAGUGGGAUGCUGGAAGAAGACUUGAUUCAAUAUUACCAGUUCCUAGCUGAAAAGGGUGAUGUACAAGCGCAAGUUGGUCUGGGACAACUGCAUCUGCACGGCGGGCGUGGAGUAGAACAGAAUCACCAGAGAGCGUUUGACUACUUCAACUUAGCAGCUAAUGCUGGCAAUUCACACGCUAUGGCCUUCUUAGGAAAGAUGUAUUCAGAAGGAAGUGAUAUUGUACCUCAGAGCAAUGAGACAGCUCUGCACUACUUUAAGAAAGCUGCUGAUAUGGGCAACCCAGUUGGACAGAGUGGGCUUGGAAUGGCCUACCUCUACGGGAGAGGAGUUCAAGUUAAUUAUGACCUGGCACUGAAGUAUUUCCAGAAAGCUGCUGAACAAGGCUGGGUAGAUGGACAACUACAGCUUGGUUCUAUGUAUUAUAAUGGCAUUGGAGUCAAGAGAGAUUAUAAGCAGGCCUUGAAGUAUUUUAACUUAGCUUCUCAAGGAGGCCAUAUCUUGGCUUUCUAUAACCUGGCACAGAUGCACGCCAGCGGCACAGGUGUGAUGCGGUCCUGUCACACUGCAGUGGAGUUGUUUAAGAACGUGUGUGAACGUGGCCGCUGGUCCGAGAGACUCAUGACGGCCUAUAACAGCUACAAAGACGGUGACUACAAUGCCGCAGUGAUCCAGUACCUCCUGCUGGCGGAACAAGGCUAUGAAGUGGCGCAAAGCAACGCAGCCUUCAUUCUUGACCAGAGAGAAGCAACCAUUGUUGGUGAGAAUGAAACGUAUCCCAGAGCUUUGCUGCACUGGAACAGGGCCGCCUCGCAAGGCUACACCGUGGCUAGAAUCAAGCUCGGAGACUACCAUUUCUAUGGGUUUGGCACCGACGUAGAUUACGAGACCGCGUUCAUUCAUUACCGCCUUGCUUCCGAGCAGCAGCACAGCGCACAAGCGAUGUUCAACCUGGGGUAUAUGCACGAGAAGGGCCUGGGCAUUAAGCAGGACAUUCAUCUUGCAAAACGCUUUUAUGACAUGGCAGCGGAAGCAAGCCCAGAUGCACAAGUCCCCGUCUUCUUAGCACUCUGCAAAUUGGGCGUUGUGUACUUCUUGCAGUAUAUAAGGGAAACAAAUAUUCGAGAUAUGUUCACUCAGGUGGACAUGGACCAGCUUCUGGGCCCCGAGUGGGACCUUUACCUCAUGACCAUCAUCGCGUUGCUCUUGGGAACAGUCAUAGCCUACAGACAGAGACAGCACCAGGACCUGCCUGUGCCCAGGCCUCCGGGGCCAAGGCCAGCCCCGCCCCAGCAGGAGGCGCCACCUGAGCAGCAGCCGCCCCAGUAACAGCCACCAGCCCAGCCUCGGCCAGUAACUCCCACGGACUUGUUUGCUGCGGACUUGCAUUUGAAUGAAGACUCUGGCUUGGUGGCCUCCUGGAAGAGGCACAGGAAGCAUUGAAUGCCUAAAGCUGCUUAGAAUCUGAUGCCUUUAUUUUCAGGGAUAAGUAGCUCGUUCCUAAGCUGAGCUGAAUGUUCGUUUGUUUCAGUGCCAUAUGAAUAACAACUCAGUGGCUUUCCUUUUUUUUUUUUCUCUGGAAACAUGUGAGACCCUCAAAAGUAACGUCUGCCGUAGCCGGCUGUCUUUCAUUGGUCCCUUUGGUCGUUCUCUCCCCGUGCGGAAGUUCUCAUACCAACCGUCUGUAAGGUCUUGUGUAGCAACACUAAGAACUGAUGGAUGUAAGAAGAAGACUCAGUUGCAAGUCUAACCGUAAACACGUUUAAAAGUCUGAAAGUAAAAAACAUAAAAAAGAUACAUUUAAAAGUCUGAAAGUAAAAAACAAAAGACACCUUCAAAGUGUUUUGGAGCUGUGAUAACUGAGAGACUGACCAGUCCACAUGCAAGUUCUCACAUGCAGCAUUUUUUUCUUUUAAAAUGGAAGGUUGGGAGGUUUCUUCCUAUAGGCGAUUGUCACACUUCGUACCGUACUUCUCUCCCUCAAAGACUGCAAGGCUUUGUUGAAAGAGUUGUGUGGGAGUGUCCCUUCCUUGUAGUAGAAUACAUGUGGGAUUCUGUGAGCAGAUUUCUGUGCUGACAUGAGCUUGCCCUGCCUGCUCCGUGUAAUCUGCUUGUUUAUUUUGAGUAUACAGAGCCUUGAUCCAGAAGCUGGAGGAUGGACUAAGUGGAUGAAAUGAAAAGCAAUGCUAAAGAACCUCACAUGAGGUCCCAGCACCAUAGACACUUCCCCAAAAGUUGAAGCAUUUGUUCCCACGUUUUGUUUCACUUUGCAUUUCUUUCUGCACAAAGAACCGUUCUCCCUCGUGAACCCUUCAGAUAUGAAAUAGCGUUUUUAGUGUGCGGCCCACAGGAACGACUACAGCUGAGAGCACCGAAGGGGGGUUCCACUCAGUGCCCGAUGAAAAGCAGGGCCUGUCCGCACUGUCCUGUGUGUCCAGGGAGCUUUAUUUCUGGCGGUUUUGUGUUACAGGAGAAAACUGCUUGCUUCCUGAUCCCGCUCACCGUCCUCCCACUGUUGCAAACAUCAGGAAAGUCAGGGCUGCGGCACCAUAGAAUCGCCUGGUUAGACAGAAGACAACAACCAAAAAGAAAAUUGGUAGCUUCACUCUAUCACUCAAAUGAAAGCAGUAACCCAUAAGCUGAAUUGGAUUUCUUUGUAUCAUCAAACGGUGGGGGCUCACCGGAGGCUCCGUAGUGAGUGGGCAGUCCACAGACAUAGUCUGAACCCCUCAUCUGCAAGAAAACUUGAAGAGUUCAUUACUUGUAGAGUUGUAAUGCUAGGGAUUUUAAAUUCAGGGUUGUUCUUAGAACUAGAUUUAAUUAGUCUAGAGUGAACAUGAAGGCUUUAAAUGUGAACUUGUGUGCUUUUUUGUGCGUGUUUAGAGUAUUAUGGGAAACUUGAUAAGCGAACUUCCUCCCAGGCAUUUGCUUCCGCGUUUGAAGAAGUAGUCAGAGAGGACCACACAUAGAAAAGCGUAUCUGUGAGAGAUAGGAAACCUGCCCUUUGCCUUGGGCAACCCUUGUAAAUACAAAGACUGUUGGUCUCUUACAUUGAGACCGGACCGCAGGUGGUACCGUAUGUUGGCGUCUUCACAGAUGCCUCUGCCCCGCCCCUUCAGAACAAGUGUCAUCCAGGGGAGGCCGCACUUCAUUUAGAAAGCACUGUGGUAAUUUAUUCUGAGGUGAAGGCCCCAGGCACAGUGUCACGCACCUGAGGUCCUAGCCACUUGGAAGGGCAAGGCCAGAGGAUCACGUGAGCCCAUGAGUUUGAGACCAGCCUGGGCAGCACAGGAAGACCCUGCCUCCAAAAAAAGUCAAAAUGCUUCUAAGAAAUGACAACCAAGUUUCAUUUUCCCCCCUGCCAUCCACCUGCUUUCUCCUUGCCCAAUAUUUUUAUAUCAAGCUUUCCCUCCCUGCCCUGGUACUUGGAGAAAACACUUCUUCAGUCAGCGUGCACUACCUAAGGUGGAUGGGCAAGCGUGGUCUUGUUCUUCGGGUAUUAACAGCUGCCCGUCACUGUACCCUUGCCGUGUCCUUUUUCAUUGUUAGUAGUAGUAGGACUGCAAAUAUCCUUCCCUUGGCUUGUUUCUACCUCCUGUUUUUCCCGGGGCCUUUGCUUCCAAAAAAUUUAGAUAGUAUGUUUAACAUAACUCAGCCCUUAUGGCUCCUUUAAAGACUGUAUCAGAACACUUUGUUCCCUUGUCUUUUGGUUCAUGAGACGUGGUACCUAAGCAAAUAGGAAUUGGGCUUGGUUUUUCUCCUAAAAAUAAUGCACAAUACUUACCUAAUCAAAUGGCAUCCAUUUGAAUAAAAUGACAAUAGCUAAAGCUAGUGAAUGUCAGUGACAUUAAACUAACUCCAGGAUUCAGGAGUUUCAGUGUUAGAGUUUAGACUUGCCGGUAGAGUACGGCUUCAUCUCUCCAUGCAGCCCACCUCUGCUGACGUCUCUGCAGCCUCUCGGCCUCCAGAGGUGACGAGACUGUUCAUCAGUUCUCUGUGCUUUGCUUCUAAUUUUACCAGGUGGCCCUGGUAAGUUUUUUGGUCGUUUUUCCUUUUGUGUUUGAAAUUUUUGUUUCUGUUUUCUAGGAGAGGCUUGACUUAUUUUUGGUUAACUGUGGCGUAGAAAAGGCAAAUGAGAAGUUUUUUCCAAAGUUGACUGUUUAGAACUUACAUUGGAUUAUGAACUAUUAAUCCUGACAUUCUGAAGAAUCUGUUGCUCUGCUGCAGUGGAAGGGUAAUUUCUGAGAAUUUUACCACCAAGCUGUUUUCUCUCUGUACCGUUGGAAAAGCUUAGAAACUUCCACCAGCGAUCAAUGAUCCAAUGAGUAAGCCUACAGGAAACACACACACACACACACACACACAGCAUUUUUUGUUUUUCUUUCUCUGCUCCUCAUGUUUGUUAUUCAAACCAAUGUUUUGGAAGUAUGCAUGCAGGCCUCUGAAUGAAAACCACAGUUCUUCAUAUGUGUAGCAUGUGUACUAAUGUCUAUGUUGAGACAGGGUCUCGCUAAGUUGCCCAGGCUGGGCUCAAACCUGCAAUCCUCCUGCCUCAGCCACCUCAGCCUCCCAGAGUGCUGGGAUUACAGGCAUGUGCCACCACACCUUACACUAAUGUCUAACUGUAUCUGCAAGAACUUCCUUGACAGAGGCUUGGACUAACAGUUCACAUGCACAUUUCGAAACAAGAUGCUUCAGGUAAACGGCUGCUUUACCUGGCAGAAAGAACAGGGCUGUAUUUGUUCCAGUGACAGCCAGCGUUUGUUUUUAAAGUGAACUUGUUAUAUAUUACACAAUAUUGUGAGUAGAAAUAUGCAAGAAAUAAUAGAACAAAAGAAAACCUCUUUUAUGCAUAUGUUCUCAUCAGUCACUGCUCAAAUAGGCGUGAAAAUAUACAAUUGCUGAAUGGCAUAUUGUCUGAGGCACUACCUGGUUGUUAAAAGUAUUGUCAUUGAGAAACUAAAUUUCUCCAUCUGGCUGGUACUUGAAGAAUGUUUAAGAUGACCCCAAAUACAAAGAUCUGUAUCUGACACUGACUACUUACACAAGUAGAAAUCUGCCUUUGGUACGCAGGGGAAGGGUCCCGUUUCUAUGCAGGGUGCCCUCUCAUAUGUCUCGUUUUUACCCUGGAUUGACACACCGGCUAACACUAUUUCUCUCUCGUUGAAAAACAAUGCUGAUACGAUCGGAGCAACCACUAUAAAUAUUUAGGAGAGGAAGUUUUAAAAGACCAUAAGCUGGCAUGGUAAAGGAACAUCACGGUAGACUCUUUUUGUAAAUUGAUUUUGUAUUUAAUGAAAUACAGUAUACAGGCUGGCGAAGUGUAAUAUAAUUGUGUAAACAAACCCUGUUAAUAGAGAGAUGUACAGAUUCGUUUUGUACUGUAUCUUGAACCUUGUGAAAUAAAAAUUCCACCUCUGGG